Messenger RNA from Gossypium raimondii (Peruvian cotton), 3348 nucleotides. Its product is annotated as receptor like protein 22-like. Bases 125 to 3127 code for a protein of 1000 amino acids. Gene Ontology annotation, molecular function: protein binding. The transcript has 2 exons. Lineage: Eukaryota; Viridiplantae; Streptophyta; Magnoliopsida; Malvales; Malvaceae. The record is from RefSeq and is a predicted model, not a curated record.
UUAAGGAAUAUAAAUAAAUCCACCUUCGCAUAGCAUCUGUCAAGCCUCCACUCAUAGCAAAUUUCCAACUUCAUUUCCUUAAAACUUUUGCCUCCAAUCAUCUCUUGUUUCUUAGGUUCUAGAAAUGGGAAAGUUUAUAUGGUUGUGUCAAAUCCGUAGUCUCCUCUUAGUGCUGUUCUUUCUUUCCGUAGUCGAUUCUUUUUUGAGUUUGUCUUCCUCUUCUCUUAAUCCUACCCCUUUGUGUCUACCGGAAGACACCUCCGCCUUGAUCCAAUUCAACAACACCCUAUUCAUUGAUGAAUCUGCUAAAGAUUUAUGUGCAUAUCCCAAAACAAAAUCUUGGAAUGAAAGCACAAACUGCUGCACAUGGGAGGGAGUCACUUGUAAUAAAGUAACUGGUCAGGUGAUUAGCCUCGACCUUAGUUGCUCUAUGCUUGCCGGCUCACUUUCCCCAAACACCAGCCUUUUCCGCCUUCAAGGACUCAAACGACUCGACCUUUCUUUCAACAAUUUCAGUGGUUCGAUUCCAUCUGGGUUUAGUCAGUUAGUAAGUCUGACAUAUCUUGAUCUUUCUGGUUGUUCCUUCUCUGGUUUAGUUCCGUCAAAUAUUUCUUUGCUAUCAAAAUUGAUUUCACUUAAUCUUUCUUCAAAUGGUUUGAAAUUUGGUAGCCAAAGUUUUGACAUGCUUACGCGCAACUUAUCUAAAUUAGAAAAUCUUGUACUUGACCUGGUAAAUAUGUCUGAUGUUGUGCCUACCUCCUUCAUGAACUUGCCUUCAUCUCUAAAGCAGUUGGGGCUUAAGUUUUGUAAUUUGAAGGGGAAAUUCCCUACAGAAAUAUUCCAGUUCCGGUACCUAGAAUAUGUUGAUCUAAGCUUGAACUCUUUGACAGGUUGCCUCCCUAGCUCCAAUUGGAGUAGUCACCUCAAGUACAUUGACCUUUAUGAUAAUCAAUUCAGAGGGUCAAUUCCUGCAUCCAUUGGAAACCUCACAAAAAUCACCUUUCUGGAUUUAUCUAAUAAUGAAUUCCAAGGUCAACUUCCCUCUUCACUUUUCAGCCUUAAACAGCUUACUGAUUUAGUGUUAUCAAACAACAGUCUAGAGGGUUUCCUCCCGACUCAUGUACGCGGGUUUCAGGAUCUAAAAGUUUUGUGUUUAAGUAAUAAUUUGUUAACCGGUGCAAUUCCAUCUUGGCCUUUUACUUUGCCAUCUUUGGAAGAGUUAGACCUCAGUGGAAACAGGCUCUCUGGUCCUAUCAACCAGAUUCAAAAGCCUAAUUCAGUUCAAAAGGUUGAUUUGGGCUACAAUGAAAUCCAUGGUGAAAUACCGAGUUCGUUCUUUGAUCUUGUAAACCUUACUGAGCUUGAUCUUUCCUCAAAUAAUUUUAAUGGUGUAAUCAACUCAGUUAUGUUUUCAAAGUUAGAGAAUCUUUUAACACUUGAUCUUUCAUCAAAUAGUUUUAGCGGUGUCAUCAAAUUAGAUGUGCUUUCAAAGCUAAAGGAGCUUACAGAACUUAAUCUUUCAAACAACACAUUGCUAUCAUGGAGUAGUGACAGUGGCUCUAACACUACUUUUCAAGAGCUCGAUACAUUGUACUUCUCUUCUUGCAACGUAAGGCAAUUUCCAAAUUUCUUACGAUCAGCCAAAAACUUGAGGAUUCUCGAUCUCUCUAAUAAUUCAAUUCAAGGUUCAGUUUUCAAGUGGGAAUCAGAAGGUUGGGAACAAUUGAUUGUUUUAAAUCUUUCCUACAACUCACUGACGGGUUUAGAGCAUUUUCCAGGGAAGAAUCUUAAAUUCCUUGAUCUUCGUUCAAACCUACUCCACAAUCUUCCUCUGACUCCACUACCGCCUUCAUUGCAAGGAUUUUGGAUUUCAAACAACAAUUUGACAGGAAAAAUCCCUCCUUCAAUUUGUAAUUUGACUUCACUUGAUGUCCUUGACAUGUCUAGAAAUUACUUGGGAGGAGUUAUUCCGGCUUGUCUUGGAAAUUUUAGCCACGAGAUCUCAAACAUAAACCUACAAAUGAAUAAAUUUCGUGGAAAAAUCCCUGAUUUUUGCGUCGAUGACAAUGCUUUGGUGAAUCUCGCACUUAACGACAACCAAUUGGAAGGGCUAUUGCCACGAUCCUUGAGUAAUUGUACUUCUUUGAAGUUCUUAAAUCUGGCAAAUAACAAGUUAAGUGACACCUUUCCCCAUUGGUUGCGUGUACUUCCAGAUUUGCAAGUUUUAAUCCUCCGAUUCAACAAUUUUCAAGGUCCCUUGAGCAUUUCCAAUGAUACUAAACCAUCCUUUUCAUCAUUGCAAAUUGCUGAUCUCUCUCAGAAUAAAUUUACUGGCCUCUUGCCUACAACUUUCUUCCAAAAUCUAGAUGCUUUGAAGCAUGCAAUAAGCAGACAUAAAUCAAUGUUUCAAGAAGCCUGGGAAAAUCUAGGACUGUAUCAACAUUUAGCACUCGAUUAUUAUGGUCAAAUUUCAUUGAAUGUAACGAUGAAAGGAUCAGACAUAAAGUUGGAGUACAAAAGAUCGUUACCCAUUUUCUCUGGCAUUGAUUUUUCAAGCAAUAAAUUCUAUGGAAAGAUCCCUGACGUCAUUGGAGAGCUUCAUGCAAUUCACAUGCUCAACCUGUCUCACAACAACUUCAUAGGUCAUAUCCCACCCUCGUUGGGAAAUUUAGUGGAACUUGAAUCAUUAGAUCUUUCAUCAAACAAGCUCAGCGGCAGGAUUCCAUCUCAGUUGACAAACUUGACAUUUCUUGCAGUGUUAAAUUUUUCCGAUAAUAAUCUGGUGGGACCAAUCCCCCAUGGAAAUCAAUUCGACACUUUUGAGAACGAUUCCUAUCAUGGAAACUUGGGAUUAUGUGGCUUCCCUUUGACAAAGCAAUGCGACAAUGGUGACGAACCUAAACCACCUGCAUCGAAGUUCAAGGAAGAUGAAGGUUCUCCAAUAAGCUUUUUAUGGCAACUUGUAAUGAUGGGAUAUGGAUGUGGAGCAGUGCUAGGAUUGAGCACCGGCUACAUCAUGUUCACUACUGGAAGGCCGUGGUGGUUUGUGAGAAUGGUUGAGAGAGAUUGGAAACCGAAUGUUACAAGGUGGGUUUGCAAAAUUCGAGGAAAAAGAAACAUUCACUGAAUUUAAAAUUUCAAGUGGUUCGAACUGAAGCUGAGAGAAGAAUGCACCCUUGCUACAAUACAAUUGGCUAGAAAUUAAAGAGGAUAGUUUCUGGGUUCGUUUCCAGUGCAAGUGGUUUUAAGAUAGGAUUCAAGGUGUCGUUGGAGGAUAACUUGCAUUGCUUGUUCAAUUCGAUCAUGCUUAAAGUUUGGUCAGCAAAAUUAAUAAUAAGUUUUCCAAUU